Micropterus dolomieu (smallmouth bass) is the source of this 1121-nucleotide messenger RNA. RefSeq names its product partner of NOB1 homolog (gene pno1). Gene Ontology annotation, cellular component: nucleolus. Gene Ontology annotation, molecular function: RNA binding. The record is from RefSeq and is a predicted model, not a curated record. The coding region runs from base 100 to 846 and encodes 248 amino acids. Lineage: Eukaryota; Metazoa; Chordata; Actinopteri; Centrarchiformes; Centrarchidae. The transcript has 7 exons.
UUUCGUUACACGAGGACACCCUCAUGUCUCUGUGGCCGUCUUCUGCCUAAGUUUUGGCUGGUCAGUGUGGUUUAAAGAUUUAAAAAAACGAGAUUCGUGAUGGACAUUGAUAAAACUACAACCCCAGACGCCAGCGCUGCCGUGGAGAGUAAAGAUGACACCGAGUCUUUCACAAAGGUGAAGUCUAAAAAGAGUCAGAAACGAAAACGUGAACAAGAUGGAGUGGGCAUGGACACAGAAGAGCCCGUGGCAAGCAAGCGGCCGCAGUUUCCACCUAUUUCAGGCGACAAAUUAAAGGGACCAGAUGAGAUGCGUAAAGUUGCUGUCCCAGCCCACAGAUACACCCCGCUGAAGGAAAACUGGCUGAAGAUUUUCACCCCAAUUGUAGAGAACCUACAGCUUCAAGUUCGAUUCAACCUCAAAACUAGGAAUGUUGAAAUCAAAACAUGCAAAGACACACAGGACAUUGGCUCGCUCACAAAAGCAACAGAUUUUGUCAGAGCAUUUGUUCUAGGAUUCCAGGUUGAAGACGCCUUAGCUCUCAUCAGAUUAGAUGAGCUUUUCCUUGAAACUUUUGAUGUCACAGAUGUGAAACCUCUGAAGGGAGACCACUUAUCCAGAGCGAUCGGAAGAAUAGCAGGGAAGGGAGGAAAAACCAAAUUCACCAUUGAAAACGUCACAAAGACUCGCAUUGUGCUUGCAGACACAAAAAUUCACAUAUUGGGGUCUUUCCAGAAUAUUAAGAUGGCCCGGACAGCGAUAUGUAACUUAAUUCUAGGAAGUCCACCUUCAAAGGUCUACGGCAACAUCAGGGUCGUGGCCAGCCGGACUGCAGAGAGAUUCUGAAGUCUUACUGGCUGCUGUUUGUAUUUAUCCUUUUCCCCCUUUGGCUGGUGGAAUUCUCACUUUGAUCGGAUCUGUGUUGAUAGAUAAAGUCUCUUUUGGACGGACAUCUCAGGGUCUUCUGUGAUGGCCUAAUGAUUUAAGCGGUCACCUGGUUUCAUGGUAACAGUUUAGGAUCAGUUGACCCAAAACAUGAGGAAAAAGUCAUGAUAAAUGCAUAAACAGUGUGCAAUUAUCUGUAAGCAUGAGUUUGUGUAAAUAAAUAAUUUCAAUCCCCA